Messenger RNA from Knipowitschia caucasica, 330 nucleotides. The record is from the annotation of a GenBank genome assembly. NCBI's taxonomy places the organism in Eukaryota, Metazoa, Chordata, Actinopteri, Gobiiformes, Gobiidae.
AUGAACGACAGAAGCCACAUUUCAAAAAGUCUCAUCUCUCAGAGUGACAUUUCUGUGUUCACAUUUGAGGACCUCGUUCCAGUCGCAUCAGUCAGCUCUAGGAAGAAUCAGGACCGGUUCCAAACUCGCAAAUGUCACAGAAAAAUAGUAAAAACAGAAGAACGUUCCAAAGCCGCCGUCCUGGAGCCGCUCCUGGAGCCGCCCCUGGAGCCGCCCCUGGAGCCGCUCCUGGAGCCGCCCCUGGAGCCGCCCCUGGAGCCGCUCCUGGAGCCGCUCCUGUGUCGACGCCGCUACAUGUUCAUUAUGGAUCUGUUUCUGUGUUUGUUUUGA